CUAAAGAUUUAAUUGUGCGCUGAAAAAUAAAGUUCUUCGUAAAGAAGCUCCGCUGUGUGUCGGGCUACGUCGAAUUCAUUCCUUGCAAAGCUUGUCAAAUGUUCCGCUAACAAGUUCUACAUCAAAUUAGACCGCUAGGGAUUUGAGGAACUGUAGUUCGUCAUUCUGGCCUUCAGAACUACAAGCCCCAAACAACAGCCGCCGCUCGCGCAUGCGUGGCGUGGUGAAAAGCCACCAUUUUGGAACGUGGAGGUUUGGGAUGCUUCAUGAUGAGCGUAAGCCAAAAUACCUUGAAAGUCAGGAUGUGUCAUCAACUGAGCCCUCUUCUAAAAGGAUGAAAUCAGCAAAAGAGCCUUACGGUAAAUCUUACGAUGGAUUGCAAAGACUUCAUGAAGAAAUACAUAUUAAAAAAAUCCAUAGUGGGUUUAUUCCUUUGUCCCUUUCAGAUGAUGAUGAAGAUACACAGGAAAAAGAACAUGCAGAAGUAAAGGAAUUAUCUGGUACAAAACCAGCGUCAUCACAGCCUUCAUAUUCAGUAACCAAUACUGAGAUUUCAGAAAAUAAAAGUACUUUCUUUCCUUCCAGUGCCGAUAUAGUUCAUAACAGAGAAGGUAAUGCCUUCAUCAGAGAAAAUAAUGAAGGAGAAACUGAAUUAUAUAGCACAAGCAAAGCAUUUAUUGGACCCAUUUAUAAAAGUGAAGCUGAUCGCCUACGUGAUCAAAGGAAAAAGAGAGUAAUAACACCAAAACAGGCUCUCCCCCUUGAUGUACCAAAAAUAGAAGAUGAACUUUCCCAGUUUUAUAAUGAAAUUGAUCAGCUCGAAAGUGAUGAAAGUCAUUUCGAUGGUCGCUUACAGGGGACAGAAAUAAAUUUACACGGGCAACCUGUGGAAUAUAGUAAAUUGAAUCAAAUGGUUUGUGUAAACUCUCAAGAAUGGCCCUAUAGAACAUCACCUGGUGGUGGUGGUCAGUGUUUUUAUAAUGAAUCAAGUGAUCAUAGAGCAGACAGGGAACAGUAUCCCUACAAUGACCCAACAGGUCAUAGAAGUGACAGUGGACAAUGUUGUAACAAUGAAACAGAACUAUGGGAAGCUGGACAACUAUGUAAUAAACAGGAAGGUUCUAGAUUCUGGAAUGAUUCUGUGCCUCAAUUUAGGCCUAGUUGGCAACACACACAUCCAUUUAUAAUACCUUAUGGCCCAUUGCCUCCUCAAUUUGCUGCUCGUUUUAAUUUUCAAGAAACUAAUUCCUCAUCACUUCAUUCAGGUACUUUCCAUCCCUUAAAUGUGGGACCAUUUAAAAACAUGAGCAGUUCAACGUCUGAUCAAAAUAAUGAGUAUGCUAAUCAUUUUGAUAUUCAUAGUACACAGCCCAACAGAAAUGGAUGUAGUGUCCCUAAUGGACACAUGGGUAAUGGUUUCUGUGAAACUCGACCAUGUUGGAAAGAUAUUAAAACAUACCCAGUUGAAGGAUCAAGCAAUAUUUCUCAGAGGUUUCCAGAGGGCAAGUUAUGCGAAUCACAAAAACUACUUCUAAUUUUGAGGGGUCUUCCAGGCUCAGGGAAGACAACAUUAUCUCGCAUUCUGCUUGGUCAGAGUCGUGAUGGCAUUGUAUUCAGCACAGAUGAUUACUUUCGUCAGAACAAUGGAUGUUGGUCAUAUAAUGUUGGUCAGCUUGGUGCUGCUCAUGAUUGGAACCAGAAGAGAGCAAAACAAGCAAUGGAUCAAGGAAGAUCUCCAAUUAUAAUAGACAACACUAAUACGCAAGCCUGGGAAAUGAAGCCUUAUGUAGAAGCGGCUCUAGAAAAAGGGUACGGAGUAGAAUUCCAUGAACCAAACACAUGGUGGAAGUUUGACCCUGAAGAAUUAGAAAAGAGGAAUGAACAUGGGGUCAGUCGUGAGAAGAUUGUUCAAAUGUUGGAAAGAUAUGAAUAUCAAAUGUCAAUACCCAUUAUCAUGAAUUCAGUGCUGCCUUUUCACAAAACAUCACAAUGGCCACCUCCACAAAGAAGGCAGAGGGAAUCUGUUGUAAAGAAGAAGCACAGGUUGCACAAGAUGAGACAAAGGAGGAAACGAAAGAGGAACAGAAAAACGAAGGGUGCCACUAUGAAAACUAUGGGAGAAAGGUCAGAUGGACAUUUUACUCCAAGUGAUGAGGACUCAUCCCACAGCGGACAAGAAGAUUCAGAAGACAAUAGAAAACCAGCAUUUGUGACUGGGCAUCUGAAUGAGCCAAAAGAAGUUGGUGAGAGUGGCUCUGCCAGUGAUAACAGUCUAACAUGUUCCGAGUUGAAAAAAGAAAGCUUCCUUGUUUCUGAUAUGGUGGAUCCAGUGCUGGCCCAUUCACUGAAAAUGGACAUUCUUGCAGGAGACACUAGUCAGCCUCUAAUGCAUUUGCCACCUGUUCCAAAUGAGAGCAGAACUGAAGGAUCAUUCAGUGAUAAUUAUCCAAAUGAAAUUAAAAGUGUAAAUGGUUUGGAGUGUGAUAAUCAAUGUUCUUCUCUAAAAUUGGACCACAGUGGUACAGAAAAUAGUACCAAAAUACUGACAAGCAUGGAAGACAAAGCUACAUCUGCUGAAGUCAUACCUGAAUCUGGCCUAGAAAGGAAACUAUUAAGUGAUGAGGAAAAAAUGGCCAUUCCUCAUCAGCCUGGGUCAUCAAAAAUGAAUAAGGGAAAUACCUGGGCUUUCUUUUCUUUUGACUUGGCUGACACACAGCCCCAGACCAACAUAGGUGAAAAUGAUUCCUUUGUGACUUGGCCUGGGGGCGCAUCUAAGGUCAUGUAUGAGCAAAGACCAAAGAAGGGAAGGAGGCCCAAGCAGGGCUUUUCAGAAAUGACAGCAGUAUUAAUUGAUUAUCAGUCUAAUAAGGAAUUAGUGAAAGAAAGAGACAGAGAAGUGUUACAUGGUAAUAACGGUAUAACAGAUUGUGCUCUAAUAGUGCCACUAACUGAGAACAUCCAUAAGAUGCCAUGCAUUGAGAUGGUAGACUUUACCACAGACUCAGGAACUAAAGCUGGUGAUCCAAAUUAUGUAAGUGUAUUAACUUCACCAACGAAAAAAGGAAGAUGCAAAAGGAUCUACAAGUUGGCCCCUAACUUUGAUAUACCCAGACAGAUUCCAGUUAGAAAAGAUGAGAAAGUGCUGAGGGAUGCAGAUGUAUUGGUGGAACAAGAGGACACUUCAUAUGAAGAGACUAGAGAAAAGAACAAGCAAAGCCUUUGCUGCUACGAAUGUCCAGAGCCUUCUACAUAUGAUGUAAUAAUAGAAUCUUCUCCUUAUCUUGACUUAGAACCUCUCUUACAUAAAUAUUCCAGCCAACUUGUAGAGGUAUCUAUGGACUCCUCAACAAAUGUAGCUGCUCUUCCAAUUCAGAUAUGUACUUAUGCUUCCUGUAAAGCUUCCUUGCCUAGUGAACAACAAACUGUUGCUUUCAAUCAAGCUGUGGAAGCUAGCACAGAGGGGGGAAAGGAGAAAAUGUCUCCAGGUGUUUCAACUACUCAGCCAGAUAUUUUGUGUUCUGUUAAAGAGUCUGCUGCUGAAAACUCUGAAGAGAUACAACAAAUUAAUGAAACCGAGCAAACAAAGUAUUCCCAAAUCAAAGAUGACCAAGAUCUUUUAAGAAUUAAACCCAAUAUUGGGCUUCCUUUAUCUCUUGGAUUUGCACUUCAACUAGUAGAACAUUUUGGUUCUCCAGGAAUUCCACUGGACACUUUAUUACCAGAUGAUUAUGUAGUUUCCCUUGAUUGGGCCACAUCAAAGGAGAUUUAUUUACAGUGGAAGACAUCUGUGGAGAAGAAACAGAACAAUAUUGUGUCAAAAGAAAACAGUUCCUUACCGGCUGGUGCAGCUAUCCUAGAUGUUUCAAAUAGAGAUGGUCAAGAGAGACAAGAAUCUUCUGAAGACAUCCCAUAAAUGCAUUUGGAAGAAGCAUAAUUGCUUUGACAAUUAAUCCAAGCAUCAGUGGCCUAUUCUGAAUGGUUGUCUAAAAAUUAAAUAUCAACAUUUUAUGCAGAAAGAAUUUGCUCAAUUUCCGCUUUGCCAUGGAUGGACUCCAGUUAAAUCAGCUCUAGUUAAAUGACAACAACGAGGGUGAGGAGAAUGUGAAUUCUAAAGGUUGUUGAAUCCACAACCUGUAGUCACGCUGCUGCUUUCUAUCUAUAUAGCCUUUGUAUUUUGUUUUGAAAUAAAAUGAAGCUUUGAAUAA
This is a messenger RNA of Rhineura floridana, 4205 nucleotides long. RefSeq names its product NEDD4 binding protein 2 like 2 (gene N4BP2L2). Bases 212 to 3913 code for a protein of 1233 amino acids. Lineage: Eukaryota; Metazoa; Chordata; Lepidosauria; Squamata; Rhineuridae. Gene Ontology annotation, cellular component: nucleus. Gene Ontology annotation, biological process: negative regulation of transcription by RNA polymerase II. The transcript is spliced from 11 exons. The record is from RefSeq and is a predicted model, not a curated record. Gene Ontology annotation, molecular function: transcription corepressor activity.